Messenger RNA from Cooperia oncophora, 510 nucleotides. Lineage: Eukaryota; Metazoa; Nematoda; Chromadorea; Rhabditida; Trichostrongylidae. The record is from the annotation of a GenBank genome assembly.
AUGGACGAGCUGGGCAUCGAGGACUACAGCUUCUCCGACAUUUUGCUUUUCCGCGAAGUAUGUCUGGUCGUAUCACGACGAAGUGCAAAUCUUAUUGCUGCAGCGAUUGCUUGUGUGCUCAACCGUAUACGUCGACCAAAAAUGACCGUUGCAAUCGAUGGCAGCACUUACAAAUAUCACCCGUUUUUUGAGCACUGGGUCGUCGAAAAAGUGAAAGAGCUGCUCGACCCUGGAUUGAAGUUCAAAGUCGUGCAGACCAGUGAUGGAAGUGGUAAAGGUGCCGCACUCAUAGCCGCCAUUGUUACUCGAAUGAAGCGAAAGGAAGAAGAAACAAGACGAAAACAAGGAGCGCCGCAGGUCAAUGAAUCAAUCGAGACAGAGAAAAAGCUGCACGACGAAAAGCGUUGUCACCUCGAAACAUAUGAACACGACUACAGGCCAAAAGGCCCACAGAAGCCGUCCCAUAUGGUGGUCGAACUGUCUUAUAAUGUAGAUGACGGAGUAGUGUAG